Messenger RNA from Porites evermanni, 6298 nucleotides. The record is from the annotation of a GenBank genome assembly. Lineage: Eukaryota; Metazoa; Cnidaria; Anthozoa; Scleractinia; Poritidae.
AUGCCUGCUCCAGCCGUAGGAAUCGAUCUUGGAACUACCUAUUCUUGUGUUGGUGUUUUCCAACACGGGAAGGUUGAAAUAAUCGCUAAUGAUCAAGGAAAUCGAACAACUCCCAGUUAUGUCGCCUUCACUGACACGGAAAGACUCAUUGGCGACCCGGCGAAGAACCAAGUCGCUCUCAAUCCCUCAAAUACAGUUUUCGGUGAGUUGUUUUUUCAGGAGACUUCUGCUUAAUCUCAAACGAAAUAUAGUGAUUUUCGACGUUACAUAGAUGUAACCUCCAUACAAAAGAAGGUCAUUUUUUUUCGGCGCCGGUGAUCGGUCGCCAUACUCUUUUGUGUUGGUUAGAUGCAAAGAGGCUCAUCGGACGAAAAUUUAACGAAGGAACUGUUCAAGGCGACAUGAAACACUGGUCUUUUAAGGUAAAUCAAUUAUCCUCAAGGUUAAAUAAACCUCAAGUAUUAAAUAAGAAUGAUUUCAAUCUGCUCAAUGCUUGCAAAAAUCCACUUUCACUUUCAGGUUGUAGACGAUGGCGGAAGACCAAAAAUUCAAGUUGAACACAAAGGCGAAACUAAAACGUUCUUUGCCGAAGAGGUAUUUGACCCUUCCUUUUUGCUUGAGUAUUUCUCAAGAUGAAAGGUAAGCUUUAGUAACUUAUCUGCCACAUACCUCGCUUAUCGUACAUGUUCGUUGUUUUACAUGACAGAUUUCUUCCAUGGUUUUGACCAAAAUGAAGGAAACAGCAGAGGCGUAUCUGGGUGAUAAGGUCACUGACGCUGUUGUCACUGUGCCGGCUUAUUUCAAUGAUUCACAGAGACAGGCAACCAAAGAUGCCGGUAAGAAGUCUAAGAACUGAAACUGGACUAGACUUUCAGUCAAGUGUACUGAAAAUAAUUUGUUAAAAGUAUCUGUGGGGUUUUAUUAUUAUUUUUUAUUUCCUACUUGCUACAUAUGUAUUACAGCAACAGAUAGCUCCUCUGUAGAAAGAACGUGCUAUGAAAUAUAUGUUUUGUCUCUGUUAAACCCUGCCUGGAAGGGGUUGUGCUUUCUAUAUACCUGCCAACUCUCCCGGUUCUCCCCAGAGCGCAGGUCUCCAAUAGGGUUCUUCAAUCCCGUAAUCCUGACCCGAAAUUCCAUGCAAUCCCGUAAUCCCAAGGGUAUUCCACCUCCUGCGCAUACUUUCAAUCCCGAAUCUCGUCUUGAUUUUGCUUUAAAAUCCCGAAUCCUAAGCUUCAGACAAGGAAAAUCCCGGAUCCUGAAAAACCUAUUUUCCUACCAAAGCCUUUUUCAAAAUUUUUUCAUUAAUUUCGUUUCUUUUUUUUUGAGAUUUAUUUUCAAAAAAGAAAAUAAAACAAGAAGUGGAUUUGGUUCUCUUGUUUGAGCUGUUCUCGAUUCGAUCAAAAAACAUAAAACAGAACAAUCAAAUUGAUAUAUAUUUAAUGAGUAUCAUAAUUGGUCAGAAAUCAACCAAUCAAAUUGCACAAUUCAUUGUAGAAAGGAGGCCACAAGGCGGCCAAGUGAGCGACAGUCUUUAUUCUGCAUUAUAUUAAAUCGAAGGACUUUUUGAAAGUCUACUCAAGUGCAAGGAAUGGGUCUCACCAUUAGACAGUGGAUUAUUAAAUAAUGCUGUCCAAGGUUUAAACCCAGGAGUAAUUUAUAAGUAGGUGGAGCAUGAUGGUUUAGGUGAGCAUAGUCCUGAAUAAGCAGUCAUCCCCUCCCCCCCCCAAAAAAAAAACAAAACAAAGAAAAAAUUGACCCUGAUGACAAUGAAAAUGAAAUGACUAAGCACUAAAAAGAGUCUCCCCCAAAAGACUGAGUUUCCUUAUUAUUUUGAAGGAAGUUGCAAUGAACAGAUAAAACUCCUGCAUGUGUACAUCGUGGGUGCAUCUUUCCCUUUUAUUAUUUUUUAUUGAUUUGUUUCCAAAUAAACUUACAACCUGAUGAACAUGGUGAAAAUUAAAUAGGUGCCCAGCCUCAAAUAAGAGCCCACCUUGAAUAAAUGCCCACUCUCAAAGUCCAGAAAUUAAAUGAGUGCCCUGAGGGUCCUAGCCUCCUACACACACACAUUAAGACGGAAUCCACAGGGAAAUUUAGUAAUAUUAACUUUCAGUGGACAAAAGCCUUGUACCAGAAUAAUUUAACGGAUAUUCCAUUCUUUUUUACAUUGUAAUUAGUCAUCUGUAAAAACACCAACAAAAAUUUCUAAUGGGAGUUCAAGAAAUGAAUGUCAAAUUUCACGAAAAUUGUGGAAACACAGGUAAAAUUCUAAAAUUUCAUGUGUAAGAUGUAAUUCUGUGAAAUUUGACAUUUAUUUUCUCGGGCUCCCAUAUGAAAUUUUCUUUGGUGUUAUUACAGAUGACUAAUACUACAUCUUUAGCCCUUGAAAAAUGUUAAAAAGAAUGGGUUAUGCUUUCAAUAUUAUUCGGGUACAAGGUUUUUGUCCACUGAAAAUUAAAAUUACUCAAUUUCCUGGUGGAUUCCGUCUUAAUUCUUUGGGGUUUGUCACACAUUCCUACCCCUCAAUCAUGAUUCAUUAGGGACGACUUCUGUGGAGCCAAAAGAACGUCUGCCUGGGAGGCUACAGGGUCCUUAAUCAAAUUGAAUGCUUUCCUAACAAAGGGGAAAUUUUGCCUCCGUCUAGAAAUCUUGGAAGCAUUUUCAGUGGGUCUUGAAGCCCCGUUUUGAGGUGAUUUUUGCAUCUCUGAGUCUCAAUUUUUUUUUUUUUUGCUGAUAGGUCUCAAAGUCUCGAAUUUGUUGUUGUUGUUUUUUUUUUAAUUUCCAUUUGGUCUUCAGGAGUUAAACUUUUUAGGGUACAUGGGUACAUCUUAUUGAACUGAGUUAUAGUGGAUUAAACAAGAGAAAGCAGUAUAUUGGUGGGCUUCGGUCAGCUUUCAUUGGUGUUGUUGGUCUUUUUAUUUAGUUUUAAUUUAUUUGUACUUACCAUUUUAUACCCCUAAAAAAGGUCACAAUGGUACAAGCUAUUUAAGCAUAUAAAAAAUAUUAAACCUAAAUUCAAUUCUGACAAGGGUGACAUACAAGAAACUGCAACACCACAAAAAAUUUCACUUCCAAAACACAGUGGGCUCAAAAGCACAAACAACACACAUCAUACUGUUUGAGGUCACUGUAGUACUACAAGGUGGGGUUUUAUUUACAAAACUGCAGCCAAAAAAAGUGAGUAACACCAAUUAUCUCCCUCAAGAAUGGGACUUGUGAUUUUGUUCCAUGCAGUGCAUUAUUAUCAAGUGACAUCAGAAACUCAUAAGGGGUUGAACAACCCCUUAUGAGUUUCUGGUGACAUAUAAUUUUAGUUUUUCAUUUUGAACUUCGAAAGGAUUAGCAAGAGUUCUAAAACUAGCAACUCAGAUAGCCCACUGUGCAUUUUGCAUGUAAAUUAUCCAUAUUUCCAUUCCAUGUUGGAAAAAGGGCACAUGACAAAAUGUCUUUAACAGUUACCGUUAUAUGAAUUAUUAUUGUUCUGGAGUAUUGCUUUUACUGGACAGAUUAGCUUUGCAAAUUACUUUUUCAUGGCUAUAACAAUUUUCUGUAAUCUGCAAGUUCACUCAUGUUAUCAUUAUAAUUUUUGUUUCUAUAUACACUAUUUUCAUUGUUUUGAUACUUUUUUUAAGUUUAGAAACAUUUGGUUAAUUUUUUUUUGCAACUGUGCAGUACUGAAGUCACUAUCAUUAUUAAAUUUUAUUCCUGAUUUGAACUGACUUUUAACUGGUCUACUUCAUUACAAUGAGCAAAGGUGUACAAAUCACCCUCUCGCCCAUAGAGAGUUGAAUCAUUCAGCUAAUUUAGCAUGACCAGUGUUUGACUGAGGAUCUAUUGUUUACCUGAAUUUGGUCACUUUGCCAGUCUAGCAGACAAAUAAAUCUCGACAGCGUUAAUGUUGUUUUAUAUUUACCACAUUGAAGCAAUUUUAUGUUUUUCUUCCUCUCUUUAAAGAAUGCUUUGAUACAAAAGUCAUACCACCCCUCUUCUCUCUCUUACUCCUCCUUUGCCCAUAACCCCUUUCUCCUUUUGAAUGUACUCUUCUGGUCUACCAUAUAAAGCUGAACUUGCUACAAGUCUCUAUCACUUCUUUAUUCAGGCUGAUUAUUCUUCAAGAAAAUCUGUUAUCUAUGACUUGCACGAAACAUUUAAAUAACGUACCACAAUCUAUUCUUUACUUAGGAGUAAUUGCUGGUCUCAAUGUUCUUCGCAUAAUCAAUGAACCCACCGCUGCAGCCAUUGCUUAUGGACUGGACAAAAAAGUUGGUGGUGAGAGGAAUGUGCUCAUUUUUGACCUGGGUGGUGGUACCUUUGAUGUUUCCGUUCUCACCAUCGAGGAUGGCAUCUUUGAGGUCAAAUCAACAAGUGGAGAUACCCAUCUUGGAGGUGAAGAUUUCGACAAUCGUCUGGUUGACUUUUUGAAGGGAGAAUUUAAGAAGAAAAACAAGCAAGAUAUCUCUGGCAACAAGCGGGCGAUGCGCCGUUUGCGAACAGCCUGUGAAAGGGCCAAGAGGACCCUGUCUUCAAGUCAUCAAGCAAGCAUUGAGAUUGACUCACUUUAUGAGGGCAUCGACUUUUAUAUCACCGUAAGCCGUGCCAAGUUCGAGGAACUAAAUACUGAUUUGUUCCGUAGUACUUUGGAACCAGUGGAGAAGGCGCUGAGGGAUGCAAAGUUGGAGAAAUCUAAAAUCGAUGAGAUAGUUCUGGUUGGUGGCUCUACUCGCAUUCCCAAAAUUCAAACGUUGCUGUACGAAUGCUUUGAUAGGAAGAAGGAGCUAAACAAGAGUAUCAACCCUGAUGAGGCUGUAGCUUAUGGUGCGGCCGUACAGGCAGCUAUCCUGAAAGGAGACAAACAUGAAGCUGUGUCGGACCUCCUUCUCUUGGAUGUGGCUCCCUUGUCCCUUGGAAUCGAGACAGCNUUUUUGACCUGGGUGGUGGUACCUUUGAUGUUUCCGUUCUCACCAUCGAGGAUGGCAUCUUUGAGGUCAAAUCAACAAGUGGAGAUACCCAUCUUGGAGGUGAAGAUUUCGACAAUCGUCUGGUUGACUUUUUGAAGGGAGAAUUUAAGAAGAAAAACAAGCAAGAUAUCUCUGGCAACAAGCGGGCGAUGCGCCGUUUGCGAACAGCCUGUGAAAGGGCCAAGAGGACCCUGUCUUCAAGUCAUCAAGCAAGCAUUGAGAUUGACUCACUUUAUGAGGGCAUCGACUUUUAUAUCACCGUAAGCCGUGCCAAGUUCGAGGAACUAAAUACUGAUUUGUUCCGUAGUACUUUGGAACCAGUGGAGAAGGCGCUGAGGGAUGCAAAGUUGGAGAAAUCUAAAAUCGAUGAGAUAGUUCUGGUUGGUGGCUCUACUCGCAUUCCCAAAAUUCAAACGUUGCUGUACGAAUGCUUUGAUAGGAAGAAGGAGCUAAACAAGAGUAUCAACCCUGAUGAGGCUGUAGCUUAUGGUGCGGCCGUACAGGCAGCUAUCCUGAAAGGAGACAAACAUGAAGCUGUGUCGGACCUCCUUCUCUUGGAUGUGGCUCCCUUGUCCCUUGGAAUCGAGACAGCUGGUGGUGUAAUGACACCUCUCAUCAAACGCAACACCACCAUUCCUACGAAGAAGAGUCAGACCUUCACCACGUACUCUGACAACCAGCCUGCUGUGUUGAUCCAGGUGUUUGAAGGCGAACGCGCAAUGACAAAGGACAAUCAUCUUCUUGGAAAGUUUGAGCUGACCGGCAUCCCUCCGGCUCCACGUGGUGUACCACAGAUUGAAGUCACAUUUGAUGUUGAUGCCAAUGGAAUCAUGAAUGUUUCUGCCAAAGAUAAGAGCACUGGCAAAGAAAACAAUAUUGUCAUCACAAAUGACAAGGGUCGUCUGUCCAAAGAAGACAUUGAACGCAUGGUCAAAGAAGCGGAGAAGUUUAAGGCGGAUGAUGACAAGCAAAAAGACAAGGUUCAAGCCAAGAACAGUCUGGAGAGCUAUGCCUACCGUAUGAAGAGCACAAUUGAGGAUGACAAAGUGAAAGACAAGAUCAGUGAAGAAGACAAGACAGUCAUUGCAGAUAAAUGCAAAGAAGUGAUUGAAUGGCUGGACCAAAAUCCAUCUGGUGAAAAAGAAGAUUAUGAAGCUAAACAGAAGGAGCUAGAGAAGGUUUGCAACCCUAUUAUCACCAAGCUUUACCAGGGUGCUGGCGGUGCUGGUGGAAUGCCAGGUGGACCGCCUGGUGGUAUGCCUACAGGAGGGUUUCCAGGUGGAGCUCAGCCUGAUAGCGCAGGCCAAGAAUCUUCUGGUCCCACCAUUGAAGAAGUUGAUUAA